Molecule: messenger RNA, 5224 nt
Organism: Paramecium pentaurelia
Lineage: Eukaryota; Ciliophora; Oligohymenophorea; Peniculida; Parameciidae
Source: the annotation of a GenBank genome assembly
AUGGAAUUCCUACUUUUAUCAGUCAUUCUAAUGAAAAUUCAUUGUGGUAUUAGUUAUCCUUUGAUCUUUAGGUUGGGAACUUUACAAAUCUGAAUUGAUGGAUAGUUCAACAUUUCAUGAGUGGAAGAAUUCUAAUAACAUUCCUUCAUCGAAUUUGUUGCGGUUUUGUGAUUUAUAACCAACACUCAAUUCAAAAAUCCUCUAAGGUGACGUUUCCUUAACUCGUAAAAUUAUAAUGUCUACAUCCAGAGGAUUUAGUAAAAUAAGAAUAAGUUUUGAUAUCUACUAUAUUGGUUUAUGGAAUCAUGCAGAAGCAAUUACAGUAUAUGCCAAUAGUUUGUUAGUGCAUAAUGAAACUCCAAAUAAUAGUUUGUUAGAAGACUAUCCAAUGAGAUAUUGUAUAUAAAGGCCUUUUGGGAAAUCAAACUCUGAAAAAAUAUCAAGAAUAGAUCAAACAAUAUCAUUUAAUGAUCCUCAAUUAGAUAUAGAAAUUGUUCAUGAGUAAGUAACUAGUGGUUCAACCAGUGAUUAUGGAAUAACAAAUUUUGUAUUAUAAGUUUUUUAUUGUGAUGAUCUUUGUGAAGAAUGUGAUGAAUAUCAAUGUUUGACAUGUAAAUUAGGAUAUUAAUUAAUAAAAUCAUAAUGUAGAUGUGAUCCAAAUUCAAAUUAUUCAUUUUUUAAUCCAGAUUUAUAAUGUCUUGAUGAAUGUUUAAUAGGCUAUGUGCCUGAUGAGAAUAGUGUUUGUCAAUUAGCAACUAUAAAUAAUAUCUAUAUGGAUUUGGAAUAAGAUAACUUUAAUAUUUACAAAUUUUAAUAUAUUCCUGAUAAAUAUUAUAGUUCUAUUUAAUUGAUGACGCAAACAAUUGGAAGUAAAAGUGUGGCUGGUAUGUUUGGAAAUACAGACAAAAUUGUAUAUAAUGAUAUUUCUUUACCUGCAAAUGGAUAAUAUGAAUUGAAAUUUACAUUAUAUAUGACUGGUAGAGUUACUAGUUUAAUGCCAGAAGAAAUAAUAAUUAAAUUCAAUUAGUUUGUAGUGGCAAAAAUAGAUGAUUUUUAAUCAGUUUUCUUUUUUUCAUACUUUAAACAAAGUAAUAGAGUUUAAUUUAAAGAAAUUUGUAAUUCCCCUUAAUAUUAAUAAUGUAAGUCAUACUCAAUUUACAUGAAAUUUUAUUUAACAGAAACAGUUAAUGAAAUCGAAUUCAAUUCUAAAUUUACUUUAAUUAAGCCAUCACGUAAAUGGGGAAUCAGAGAUUUCAUGAUUAAUUAAUAUUCAAUAUCUAGUACUCAAAUAAGUUGUUUAAAUAAUUGUUUAACUUGUUAAUUUAAUUCAUUAGAUAUAUGCUUGUCUUGUGGAAUCAAUAAAUAUCUAUUUAAAGGAAUGUGUAUAGAUUAAUGUCCAGAUUAUACAAGUGCAAUCAGUAAUGUUUGUGUUGAUUCUCAAAUUGUAAAUAAUAAUUAAGAAUAUUUAAUUAAUAUGUUUCAUGAUUUAAAUCAUUAAUACUUGGAAUCAUAUUCUAAUAAAUUAAGUUUAAAAUAAUAUUCAUAUUUUAUGAAUAAGAUAAUUUUAGGAGGUCUUAAUUUUUGGAGUAAUUAAUAGGUUAUUCAUAAAUUAAGAAAUAAGAAACCAUUUUAUAAAAUAUAAUUGGAUUUUAUGUUAGUAUUCAUUGAUUCUAAGAAUAAUCAAAUUUAAUUUAGAACAAGUAUAAAUUCUGAAACUCCAAUAUAUUCAAUGUUUGGUAGUGGAAUAUCAGUUGGUAAUUAAGUUGGAUAAUCUGAUAUUGAAGUAAUAUAGAGUGUAAGUUAUGUAAAAUCAUUCUAAUCCAUUAAUGAAUUAUCAAUAUAAUUACACUGUAUGAGAAAUAUUGAUAGUGAAGCAUAUUGUGGAAUAUAUGAUUAUAGAAUUAUCAUUUGGACUUGUUAAGAUUAUUGCUUAGAAUGUGAUGAUAAUGGAAAUUGUUUAAAUUAAUUAGAUACAGUAAGUACUGAUAUUAAUGGAUGUAAAUAAGGAUAUUAUAUGGGAGAGAAUGGAAAUUGUAAUAUUUGUAAUAUUGGAUGCAGUAGUUGUAAUGGAGGAUCAGAUUGUAUUACAUGUAAAGAUGGAUAUGAAUUGAGAAAUAAUAUUUGUUAUUGUUCAAUUCUCAAAGAUGUGAUUGAAUAUUGUUCACAAAGUAAUUGCUUUCAUAAUUGUCAAACAUGCUUAAAUGAUAAAAUAGAUGUUGGUGUUAUACGUCCAAAACAUCCAAAAAAUUGUUUAUCUUGUGAUGAAUCCAAAAACUUAUGGUUAGAUAUUAAUUAAUGCACAUGUCUAGAUGGAUAUUAUAUGGAGAAUUUUAGUUGUUAUUUAUGUUAUCCAACUUGUAGAAAGUGUUAAGAUAGAGCUAGAGAUUGUUUAGCUUGUAUUCCAGGAUAACAUAGAAUAUUAAUAUCAUCAUCAUGCGAAUGUUAAACUGGCUAUUUUCAAGAAGAUAAUGAUUUGGUUUGUUCUAAAUGUUCUGAUCUAUGUUAAGAAUGCAAAUUUACAAAAGAAUAAUGCAGCUCUUGUUAUCCAUUUCACAAUAGAAUUCCUCAAAAUGAUACUUGUAUAUGUAUGGAUGGAUAUUUUGAGGUUGGUUAAUUGAUUUGUUAAAGUAAUUAUUAUUUAAUAAUUUAUUAGAAUGUCCUUCUUUAUGUAAGACUUGUCAAGAUGCUAAUACUUGUACUUCAUGUUAUGAAGAUUAAUUUAGAAUUAUGAGUAUUAACAAUAAAUCUUGUAUAUGUUAAACAGGAUACUUUCAACAAUCCUCUGAUGUUUGUGGAUGUACUAUUAUUUAUAUAAUUCAUAGAGUGUCAUAUAUCAUGUCUAGAAUGUUCCAAUAAUACAAAUUAAUCUUGUACUAGAUGUCCUAGUACUAGAGAACCUUUGAUUACAAAUAAUACUCUUCAGUUCUCUUGUAAAUGUAGAAGGGGAUAUUAUGAAUCCAAUGAUAAGUAAUGCUUAAGUUGUAAUGAUUAUAUUAAUCCUCCAAUAAGUCAUUAUUGCUAUUCAAAAUGUGGAGAUGGUAUUCUAUAAUGGAAUGAAGAUUGUGAUGAUGGCAAUGAUAAUUAUAGAGAUAAUUGCUAUAAGUGUUUAUAUGGUAAUUCUUUUUGUUUAGAUUACACAUGCACAGCUUGUGAUGCUGGUCAAUGUACAGCCUGUAUAGAUGGAUUUUAUUUAACACAAGAAUCUAUAUGUCUACCUUGUGAUCCAAGUUGUAAGAAAUGUAUAAAUAAAUCUGAUACUUGUACUGAUUGUAUGGUAUAUUAAAAUGAUGGAUCUGGUUGUGUAAUGUGUAAUUAAGAUCAAGGAUAUUAAGUUUAAGGAGAUUAAUGUGUCAAUAUUUGUGGAGAUGGUAUCAAGGUUUAAAAUGAAUAAUGUGAUGAUGGAAAUUUAGAUAAUAAUGAUGGUUGUAAUUUAUUAUGUUAAAUUGAAGAAGGCUAUUAAUGUUAGACUUUAUGUGAAAAGAUAAUUUAUCCAUCUAUUGUAUUUGAAUUAAAUCCAUAUGAUUAAAAAUAUGAUUCAUUAAGAAUUGUAAGAAUUAAGACAGAUUAAAAAGUAUCAAUAUCAGGUAAUAUCAAUUCUAUUAUGAAAUUCAAAAUUAAUAAUUUAAAUUAAUAUGAAAUCACUUAUGUAGAUUUAACAUAAUACUCUGAUCAAUAUAGUUAUUUGUUUCUAGAAUUGAAUAUUCAAUUUUAAUCAGUAGUUUCUAACCCUUAAUUAAUUUGUUAAAUAAUAAAUCAAGAUGCUAUACUUAAUGAAUAAGGUAAUACUUUCAAAGAUAAAAAUUAUGUUACUUCAUUAUUGGAAUUUCAGGCUCCUUCAAAUUCAACAGAGAGUGCUACUGAUGGAUUAAUGAAAUUAAGUAAAUAUGUUUUAUACUUGCUCUUUGGAUUUGCUAUUUUAGCAUUUCUUUUUGGAGGUCUAAAUAUAUUUUGGAAUCUUUUAGAUGUUCUCCAAUUAGUAUCUUACUUAUAAUUUUUUAAUGUUGAAUACCCAUAUAAUGUUAAAAAUUACUUCACUAUAUUUGGAUUUGCAUAAUUCGAUUACAUUAAGCAAUAUGUUAAUUUAGAAUCAUAUAUUAGUGAAUAUGUAAAUACACCAGAUGCAGAUCCUAAGUUUCGAGAUGAAGGAUAUUCAACUGUCUUUUAUGUAAACAUAAUAACUGUUUUGACUGUAUUCAUAACAACAUUGAUCACUUUCAUUGCAUGUAAAAUGCUUUUUUAAACUUUGACAAAGAUUUCCCAUUCUUUUAUUUAUGCUCCUUUAGAUUCAUAGGAACAAAGUGUAUGUACAUUUUUCAUAUACAGAAUCACAAGAAAUUUAUAACAAUCUCUAUUAAAAAUCAAUUAAGAGUUUAUGUCAGGAGUUAUUCGUACAUUUAUGGCUGUAGCUUUUGAUUAUAAUCUUGCUUUGUUUCUAUAAUUAAAAGAUGUAUAUUUCAAAGAUCCGGUAUUAUUUUCAAGUUUUUUGUUUUGCAUAAUUGCUCUUUUAUUGGAAGUGGCAUUUAUUUAUUCAGCAAUACUGUUAAUGUCAUAACCAGCUUAUGUUUUCAAAUAGAAAGUUAUUCAAAAUAAUUUUUAAGCAAUUUAUGAAGGUGUAAAAUUGGAGAAGAAUCCUUUCACAUAUUAUUUCAACAUACUCUUAUUGAUAAAGAAAAUGUUAUUUAUGAUGUUUUUAGUGUUUUUUUACUCAAUUCCUUGUAUAUAAAUUGGAUUGGUAUCCUUAUUAAACAUGAUAAUGGCUGUUUAUUUGAUCAAAGUUAAACCUCUUUAGGAUAAAGAUGAAUUAAUUAAACAAAUAGGAUCUGAAAUAAUAAUUUGGUUAGCAGAAUUAUUUAUAAUGGGUUUUGCUAUAAAUGAACAAUCCAAUCAAUUAGAGGAUAAUGGAAAAUUAAAGUUGGGAUGGAUUGUUAUUGCAUCAACAUCAUUCCUUAUAUUGUUUUAAUUAUUCAUUGAUAUUAAAUAGCAUAUUAACUUCUUAAUUCAUGAAUAUGCUAUAAUUAAAAAGUUGAUAGAUAGAAUUAAAUUGCUUAUUAGUAAAUAAGAACCAGAAGAGGAACAAAAUAUUUUCCUAUAGGGAAGAAGAAGAUUAGGAUUUGAGAACAACACUUCAUUGAAUAAUCUAAAUAGCACUAAGAAUAAUAGAUCUACAUGUCACUUUAAAUAAGGAAGAGUUGUAACAUUUACAGUCAGCUCAAAUGGUAGCUGA